Molecule: messenger RNA, 4281 nt
Organism: Sodiomyces alkalinus F11
Lineage: Eukaryota; Fungi; Ascomycota; Sordariomycetes; Glomerellales; Plectosphaerellaceae
Exons: 3
Coding region: 217-4281 (1354 amino acids)
Biological process (GO): telomere maintenance
Cellular component (GO): chromosome, telomeric region
Molecular function (GO): DNA binding
Source: RefSeq, a predicted model, not a curated record
CACAAAGAAGCUGCGCUGCGGUCUUACCUUCGCUAUCAUCAACGUCAAUCUGAAAGCGUCAGCACCACCUUUUCCCUUGCAUCCCUUGCAGUUAAGAGCGUCAUUCGCUCCUGGCAUCUCCAAGAUAUCUUUUGCUUCUGUUUCUAUUUGUCUCUUACUUAGACUACCGAAACAGACAGAUUUCACUUGAGAGACGCCCCCAGAACCCAUGGCGCAAUGUCUGCGCAAGGUCCAAGCUCCCAGCUCCAAUCUGGGCCGACCACCUCUAUCGCACAACUAAAUCCCAACUUGGCGGACACUGCUUCUCGGCUUAUUCGCGGCGUCAUAACCAUUACCUGGCCCUACAGCUCCUACCGCAAUGUUGCUGCUUUCGUCCUUGCCGAGUCCGACUUUAGGCUGCGACGCGACAAGGGCCAAGUUCGGGUCGAAUUCAGCGGCCCGGCCGCGAAGGCUGUGGCGGACGCCGACUUGAAUAGUGGCGAUGAGAUUACACUGAGUCUCAAAGGCGUCGAAUGGGCCGACAAGGAUCCCAGAGCGCCCUUGUCGGGCGAGCCCCUCGACUGGCAGCUGAAGUUCCAUAACAAGCUACUGCUGCAAGCAGUGAAGCUGGACUCGGGGGAGACGAAACUCAUAGACGUCGACAUCACCGACACCGACACCGACAUCAACGGCUGCGAACCGCCAGCGCUCCCAGAUCCCGAUCCCACACCUGCGCCCCCUACAUCAUUUCUCGACCCCAAGGAUACCUCGCCCUUGCCCGAAACUGUCCCUGCUAUAGAUGGGGUCUUCUCGCCUGUUGGGCUCACGCCGGCCAAGAGACCAGCCGACAGCAAUCGCAAUCUUGCAGAACCGUCAGAGUUCGCUUCACCUGCUUUGUUGAAAAGAGCGCGCGUGUCCUACGGCUCCCUAUUUGAAGGUGGUCUGGAUAUAUUUGAAGAGGAAACGGCGCCUACGGGUAGAGAAAGAAAGCGUCCACGCUUCAGCACGUCCUGGAGGUAUACGAGCCGGUCACCGAGUCCCAGCCCCGACAGACCGUCCACCCGCGAUGGUGGAGGUGCCGUAUCGAUGGUCGAUGGCGGCUGCCAGACCGAUAAACUCGAUUUCACGCCCCCCAGACAGGUGGAAGUAGCUGCCGAGUCCCGAAUUCCUCACCCUGCAGUCUUCGAUACACCAAGCAAGCAGCCAUCAAGCGCCAACCAUGCUUUUGCGUCUCAGAAUGCCAUGUCGCCAUUCGCUUCUAACGCGUUUAAUGGGGAAGCCCCGAAGGAGGCGCCGGUCGAGUCCGCAGAUCAGAAACAAGCGCCGUUCGAGAGCGUGUCAUUGACGGGUCAGCAAUCUCGAAACGAACAGAAUAUACAGGAAGGACGGCGACACACGAUAUUCGUUGACCUCAUCGCCGAACCUCGACAGCCUUCUUGGCCCGGGACUUCGAUUCCAUCUGCGGACUCCAAUAUUUCCGCAGAAAUCGGGCCCGGCGAGACACCAACCAGCUCACCCCACGAAGAUGGCCAUUCGCACAUGGAAGAACAGGGCAUUACCGGGCACUUGGAUGGUCAAUCAAUCGCCAGCGAACACGACGACGGCGAUUCCCAACCAGCCGACUCCGCACUUGAAGGUGACGAAAUCCCCGAGGACCGGGACGGCCCGGAAGAAAAUUUCGGUUCUCGGACAUAUGCGGAGAAGCGUUUCCUGACGGGGGACAUCAAUCAGACUGUCUCCGGCGAUGGGGAGCGCGCGACGACUGGAUACGGCGAAACCGACACCUUCGUGGAAGAUGCCAGACGCGACGCUGGCGGAGAUUACGAUAUCACCCACUACUCUAACCUGAGCAAUGUCCAGGACGACGACGAUGGCUCCGACGUGGAGAGUGAUUACAGCCAACAGGAUGGGGGGCAUAUUUUCGACCCUUAUGGCCGGGGUAACGAAGAAGAUCAGAUCGACGAAGACGCGGAGCAGCAAUUUGGGGAAGAAUAUGGGGAAGAAUACGGGGAAGAAUACGGGGAAGAAUACGAAGAGGACGAGGGUGGCUAUGGGGAAUACGAGAGCUAUUCCGACGAAGAGAGCGAGGAGGAAGAUGACACGGCCGCUGCUAAGCCUGCACCCGCAACCAGGGGACCUCCACAGGUCAUCAGUCUCUUGUCGGAUUCGGAGGAUGAAGACGAAGAGCCCCCGCCCCCAAGGGUGGCCGCACAAUCCAAGGGCCCCCAGUUUUCCCAGUUUGACGGUUCCGUCGACAACAUCCGACAGUCCGUGGCCGAAAAGGCAGGGGAGUAUGAGGGGACCGAUGAGAGUGAGGUAUCCGAAGUGGAUGAAGCGGAUGAGGAGGAAGAAUCAGAAGUAGAGGUGGCGAGUGACAGCGAAGGGGCGUUGCAGGCUGAGGAGUUUGAGGAGCAAGAAGCAGUCGACGAGCAAGAAGUUGCCCAAGACCAAAAGGUAGACGUGAGCGAGGUUGUAGAAGAAGACGUCGGCUCUGAUGCCAAACCGGACGGACCUGCGGAUGCCAUCUCGGGCGCUUCGAUUGAGAGGACCAGGCAAGGGAGCAGCGAAAAAGCGAACACAAGUUCGCCGCCAGCUCAACAACGAGAACCAAGCCGGCACCCAGAGAUCAUAGAAUCCCGCACCAGCAAAAGUCCACCGCAACAGGAUGAUGACCUCGAAAUGAUGAGUCCGAUUCCACCUUUGCGAGCUCUGGAGUUGAUCCGAGAGGAAGAGCGUCUCGAGGUGGUAUCGACCGCUAGUGCACCAGCAACGGAACCUGAUAUCUUGAUGGGACAGUCCGGCCAUGGUCACGCAGGUCAUCACACAGAAGGCAUGGCGACGGUUUCUGUGGUGGAGCAGGUCUCCGAGGUCUCUGUGGUCUCUGUCGAGGAGAUUAGCAUGGCUGCCGAGGCCUUGGGAUCCUCGGAAGUUGACGAAAUGGAAGCUAUUGACGCGCAGCUGCUUGAGGAAAGCGACGGACUCCAUGGCAGGAACAUGCCUGGCAUUCAGAUGCAAGAAGAGGAGGCGGUGCAGGAGGAUAUUGAAAUGAAAGAUGCCGACGAAAGCGACAAUGCCGAGAACAAAGACAACUCUUUCCAGGACCAUGCCACGCCGCCACCAUCCCAGCCUAAGCAACCUUCAGCAACGAGCAAUAGCACAGACGAGUCGGGACGGGAAGCCGGGGGGAAGGACCAAACGGAGCAAACGGAGCAAAUUGGCCAAGAGGACGACAAGGCACAGGCACAAUUACCGACUCCUGUCGCCACCCAGCAAGUACAAGAAGGGACGGCCUCACAAGGCGAAACCGACGUCGAUUUGCAAAAGUCCAAAGCCACACCAGACCAACCCCCGAAGAGUUACGAGACCAAGACCCCUCAACGAGAUACCGAUCAGCACGGGAACACUCCCGGUUCGCAACCUAAAUCUCGCUCGACAAGAAAGCGAGGCCAGGACCAAGGCCGAACCGGAUCGAAGGAACUGGAUCCCAGUGUCCAAUUGGCGCGGGCGUCCAUCGCAUCCAGACGACCGACGCUUGCGCCGGACCAGACCCCCUCGGACAACGUUCGAAUCACGCGCGCGGCAUCACACAAUCACCACAGGAGCCUGUCUCCGGACCUAGACGAGGAUACGAGCGUGCAGCUAGCCAAAGAAGCCCUCAAGUCACCUUCGCGCGCGAGGCGGGGGAAGCCCUCCGAGGAGAACUCGAACUCGCCAACCACCACCACCUCGAUCAAGACACAGCUGGGGAAGGCGAUGCGGGCGGACGUGCCCGACUGCAUCACGCUGCGGAUGCUGCGGCACAACCUGUCGAGGACGGUGGACGUCAUGGGCAUCGUGACGCUGGAGCCCCCGGAGCCGGCGCGCGCCAGGGGAAGCCCGCGGGGGGUGAUGCUGGCGUUCAACGUCACGGACCACUCGGUGGCGCCGGCGCAGGUGGUGCUGGUGAACAUCUUCCGGGCGCACAAGACGGCGCUGCCGAUCGUGCGCACGGGCGACGCGGUGCUCCUGCGGCAGUUCACGGUGGCGGCGAUGCACGGGCGGGGCUUCGGGCUGCGGGCCAACGACGGGUCCAGCUGGGCCGUGUUCGAGGGCGGGGUGGAGGGAGAGGAGAUGCCGCCGCAGAUCAGGGGCCCGCCGGUGGAGCUGUCCAAGGGGGAGAAGACGUUCGGGGGGUUGCUGAGGACGUGGUAUGAGAGUCUGGACGAGGCGAGCAGGGCUAAGCUGCAGAGGAUCAGUGAGAGGGUUCAGGGGACGACGGGAACGGGGACGGGAACGGCAGAGGAAGAAAGGGCACGAUGUUGA